Molecule: messenger RNA, 1008 nt
Organism: Amphiprion ocellaris (clown anemonefish)
Lineage: Eukaryota; Metazoa; Chordata; Actinopteri; Pomacentridae
Gene: sf3b6
Product: splicing factor 3b, subunit 6
Exons: 4
Coding region: 128-505 (125 amino acids)
Cellular component (GO): ribonucleoprotein complex; cytoplasm; nucleus
Molecular function (GO): mRNA binding
Source: RefSeq, a predicted model, not a curated record
CGGUCGUAAGCCGGACGUUCGUCACCGCUUGGCGACGGUAGCCAUUUUGGCGACAGGAGUGCAGAAGAAGAAGGAAGCUGCGUGUUUGUAGUCCAAAGGCUGAUUUUCCACAGAAUAAACCGGCAACAUGGCUAUGCAAGCAGCAAAACGCGCUAAUAUACGACUACCUCCAGAGGUGAACAGAAUCCUCUACGUCAGGAAUCUUCCCUACAAGAUCACAGCUGAGGAAAUGUACGAUAUCUUUGGGAAAUACGGACCAAUACGUCAAAUCAGAACAGGGAACACACCUGAAACCAGAGGAACAGCCUACGUGGUGUAUGAAGACAUCUUUGAUGCCAAGAACGCCUGUGACCACCUGUCAGGCUUCAACGUCUGCAACCGCUACCUGGUGGUCCUCUACUACAACGCCAACAGAGCUUUCCAGAAAAUGGACACAAAGAAGAAAGAGGAGCAGCUGAAGCUCCUAAAAGAGAAAUAUGGCAUCAACACAGACCCUCCCAAGUAGACGCCCUGGAACCUCCUCCUUCCACUUUCAAACCAUGUCGAGAACUUUUCUUUAUCUGUACAAACGUCACAUGUUGCUCGGUUUAAGCUGGUGAUGAUCUGCUGAUUCAAUUAGUGACAAUAUUUUUUUUUUUUAAAUCACUUUGUUGUGUUUGAUUUUUCUUUUUAUUGUCAGACUUCCAUUCACAGAUCUGUACUGUGGUGGGUCUGGCAGGAUUUUUUUUGAGCUGUUUUUUAAAAUUCUCUUGUCAGUUUGAUUUUCAGGACUUCAAAUAUCUGAGGUGUUAUUGUCAUAAAGUCAUUGUACAGCAUGUAGAAUGACGACAUGAUUGUAGUUUUCACCCUCGUCAACAUAUUAAAAGCUGACACUUCAGAUUUCUUAACUGCUUUUAUUUUUAAUUUAUAGCUUUCCCUCAUCUUCAGCGUUUGAGUUGAGCCCGAAUGACCCGAACCAACAAUGUAAAGGAUCUAAGUUGUGUAAAAUAAAUGUUCUUUUUCUUAAAA